CCCCGCCGGCCCAGGGCUCCGCCCGCCUUGGUGCCAGCCGGGCGCACAGGCGGCGGGCGCGCGGCUCCGGUGCCCUCUCCCCCGGCCGCCCGGCUCCAUGGAGUAGCUGGGUCCCGGGGGCGGCUGCAAGGACUUCCCUCCCGCUCCCUCCUCCGCUCCGCCCCCACCUCCCGGCCCGGCUCCGAGAUCUCGCCGAAGACAAUUGCAGUAAAUGAGGACAUCGGAGGAGCACGAAGCCGGGUGGCUGUGGCUGGCUCCGCCGCGCCGCGAGCAAGCGAGCGCGCGGGCGUCCCCGGCGCCGGCUGAGCCCCUGCCUCGCGCGCUUCGCUGAGCCGGGCCGGAGGGACGCGAGCUGCGGCGCGGGGGCCGGCGGGCCGGGCGGGCCGGGCCGGCGGCGGCGGACAGAGCCUUCCCCUGCGCGAGCUCAGCGAGCCUCGCCGCGGAUGCCCUGCUCGGAGUGCUCCGUGCCGCGCCAGGCUUGCCCGGGUCCGCGGCGAGACAUGCCCGAGCCAGGCGCUGCACCGACCUCGACUUAUCUGUAAGCAGCGGAAGGAACCAUGGUCAGUAAGGACAGCGGGAGAUGCGUACUCACAUCAUCGGAGAGUGACGUGGAGCCCGCCGCCUGCCUGGCCCUGGAGAUGAAAUACGCGCUGGAUCCCAACCGGCAGAUCAAGAAGCGGAACAAGGCCUUGCAGGUGCGGUUCAAGGACAUCUGUGAGGCGCAGAACGAGCAGAGGGGCGCGCAGCUCUCCGCCGAGCAGGCGGCCGAGAAGCGGGAGGCCAAGCCCGCGCCCCGCAGAGCCUACCGCAAGUACAUGACCGUGCCCGCGCGGCGGUCCAUCCCCAACGUCACCAAGAGCACAGGCGUGCAGACCUCGCCGGACCUGAGAAAGUGUUACCAGACCUUCCCUCUGGACCGCAAGAAAGGGACUCUGAAAAGCCUCCCCGCUGCGGACGCCUUUAAAAGUCAAAACAAUGGGUUUGUAGUGGAUUCUAAGGAGAAGCGGGAGGAGGCGUCCCGGGAGGAGGCCCGGCCGUGGGUGCAGAAGACCACGGCCUUGGUGUUCCAUUCCGACGAGCACAUGAACGCGCUGGACCAGCCCGCCGGCGUCAACUGCGCGGAGCCCUGCAGAAACCCCGACGUGCGCGGCUGCAGGGACGCGGCUGCACACAGCGCCCCGGGGCGCCCCGCCCAGGAGCCCGACCACCAGCGGCCCGGGGCAGCGACCCCCAACGCUGAGGACAGCACGCCUUCCGCCCCCGGCAGGGUGUUCAAAACCGAGGUGGCCGCGGUGUACGCACCUGCCCCCGCGGCCAAGGCCUUGUCCAACUCUGCCGCCGCCAGCGAGUGGUCGCUGUGCCCCGCGGCCGAGGAGGAGCGGGGCGGGGCCGCCCAUGUCAAUGGGCUCCAGGCACCCCCCACGCAGUGCCUGUCCCCCGAACGUAGUGACCGGCCCCUGCAGACUCAAGCCGCACCGGGGCAGCAGAACCAGCCCUGUCCAACAGAGGUCGCUCUGGGGGAAGAAUGCCAAAAAAUCGUGCCUCCCACAGAAGUGGUGGACCUGAAAGCACAGCUGCAGAUGAUGGAGAAUUUGAUCAGCUCAAGCCAAGAGACCAUCAAAGUGCUGCUGGGAGUCAUUCAGGAGUUGGAGAAAGGAGAGGCUCACCGGGAAGGGCUUUCAUAUCGGACUGGGCAAGACACAGCUAAUUGUGACACAUGCAGGAACAGUGCAUGUAUUAUCUAUAGUGUGGAGCUAGAUUUUAAGCAGCAAGAAGACAAACUCCAGCCUGUUCUGAGGAAUCUCCAUCCUUUUGAGGAAACUCAGGUUGCACCUUCGCCUUACUCUCAGGAGACGUACUCCUCAACUCCCAAGCAAAAACCCAAAACUGAAUCUAAAAAGCAUGGAAGAUGGAAACUCUGGUUCCUUUAAAACUCACGGUGUUUGGAGUCUAAAGGCCGUCUUUAAAACCCACGGGAGUUAAGUAAAUCCUUUUCCAAAACGCAUAGGGUCGAGGGAACUGUGGCUGACUCUGUGUCACCCCGUUCUCACCCUGCUUACCAAAAAGGCCUUUGUACUAACAGAUCAUUAAGAAAAGCAAGGCAUUCAGUGUCACACCUUGCCAGCUGUUCUUUGCAGUUCGUGGAUGUGGGAUGUAAAGUCUGAAACGAAACUUACGUAGUCAGAUGACAAGUCAAAAUUCUAUCCCCACCCCAGAUCGGCAAGUAUUAUCAACCUGCAGAGCAGCAGGCUUGUCACUCUAUACACAGCUAAAACUCAUAUUUAUUUCCAAACCUUUAUGUUUUGGGUUCUUUUUUUUUUUUUAAUAAUGAGAAGAAAAAGCAAGCCUUAUGUUUGCAAAGGACUUCAUUUUUACGUUUCAUUUUGCAAAUAAGCAGGGGGUGAGUGCAAUUUUCAGCACAUCAAAUUCUGGAGAAAGCACAAUUUUUUCAAGUGGUCAGAGACCAUGAAUAAUCUCUAAAAUGUGACUCUAUGUGUAUUUGCCUUCCUGUGCUGUAGCGCUAAGCCAAGUGACCACAUCUCAGCGUCACAGGGACACCUCAAAUUUAGCAUUCUCCACGUCUCCAGACAUGCGACAUGUUUACUGCUCAUUUUUCCGGCCAGCAGCCAGGAGUCCCCCAAAGUCAGGACAUGCCUUUAAUCACUGCAAGUUGACAGGGUCCGAGCUAUUGGACACUAAAGCUUUCUUAGAUCUCAUUUUUAAUCUUUUGGUACCCAAAGGCCAAAUGAUAAAUGCUGGCAGAAAUGUGAAAACACACACAGAGAUACACAAUAGAUGAUACAGUCACCCAUAAAUCACAGGCUCGCUCUGCCGCUGGAAGGUAUUUCUGUGGAUCAAUCUCUGAGACGCUGACGCUCGCCAGAAGGACAGGCAGAUGUUUCAUACAGUUUAGUAUGCCUCGUACCAGUGGUGGAAGACCCGACCAUCUCAAGGAGAAACAGCGUGGUUAGGUUAGCUGCUGCCAUUGGACAAAUUAAUAUCACCUCCAUUUAACCGGUUAGUAAGUUGUACUAAAUGAAAUACCUAGGGGAAAGCUGUGAAUCAAAUGUUUUUAGGUAUUUUUUAAAUAAACAGUGACACUUAGAGUUCUCUUUUGAUGACACAUUGCAAUAUAAAUCUUAGUUCUUUAUUUUUUCACUCAUUCCUUUGCACCUUUGCAAGUAUCUUUUUAUAGAAAUCAAAAGCCCCUAGUCUACUGAUGAUGUUGUCUAUCCAUUUGUGCUUUUCACACUAGGAAGCAGGGAUCUUAUUUUGCCUUUUUUGGCAUAACUUAAAUUUUGAAUAGUUUGUGAAUAUACAAGAAAACCUAGUCUUCGAGUUCCUGUCCAAGAGUUUCAUAUCUGAUCUAGUGUGGACACGCCUUCCCCAUCGGCUAGACGCCAAAAACAAAGUGGCCCCUCCAUAGAAGGAUCUCCACCUGCAUUUGUCAGAUUGGAGCUCUUUGUUGCUGUGCAUUUUCCUCCUGACUCAACAGCAAAUCUACUUUAGUUCUAAGUGUUUUGAUUCGACAAGGACCUAUGAUCAGCAAUCAGACCUGAACUUGAAAUAAACGAAAAGAGCAUAUUGUGUAAACAUUCUUUGGGGGUUACUCUAGCUACACCACAGAUGUAUGCUUUAAUUAAAAGAAAAAUACACAUCUUUUGUGGAAACACUAGACGAGGAUACAAAUCCUGGAAUAUCAGUAAACAGAACCGAGAAAUAUUUUUGUGCAAAAGAAGGAUGAACACGUCGCUUCUGUACCAAGAAGGAAGUGCAAUUGUUUCCUGUAGACAUAAAAUUUAAAAACUCUGUUUCAUGUAUUUUAUACUCUUUUUAACCAACGUUACAAAAAUGUUUGCGAUCAGUUAUCUCUCCUUGUGUUUUAAGAAUCCCAACUAUCUCAGUGAAUUGAAAUAAGGGUAUUAGCAGCUUUCUAAUUAGAACUAUAAAUCUGUCUAAACAAGAGGACAUCCUAGUGAACAAAAUAACAUCACUGUUUGAAAGCAGUCUAGAGCAAAAAAAGAAAAAAAAAUUCAGAGUCGAAAAGGAGACUGAAGAUACACUAAUUCCUAUAUAUAUUCUGUCUUCAGAAUAGGAAAAAAUAUUUUCAAAAUCAUUUCAUAGUUUAAUUGCAGUGUGUCACUAACAGGUGAUGAUUCUUCUCUUAGAAAGAUUUAAGUAAAAACUUUGAUACAAAACCAAGGUAACAAGUACAGUGUUCCCUCCUAUGUAGAUGUACCCAUGGCAUUACGUAUAGAGAUUAAAUUAUUAUACUUGUCACUAAGUUCUUUAUUAAUUUUUAAAUAAAAAAA
Hipposideros armiger (great roundleaf bat) is the source of this 4313-nucleotide messenger RNA. It is a transcript of the gene INSYN2A, whose product is annotated as inhibitory synaptic factor 2A. Gene Ontology annotation, cellular component: postsynaptic density. The record is from RefSeq and is a predicted model, not a curated record. Gene Ontology annotation, biological process: inhibitory postsynaptic potential. The transcript has 4 exons. Bases 558 to 1931 code for a protein of 457 amino acids. Lineage: Eukaryota; Metazoa; Chordata; Mammalia; Chiroptera; Hipposideridae.